AUGGGUAUCCUCAAACGCGCCGCCACCCUUGCCUCUCUGUCCAUCCCCACCAGUUACGCCGCCUGGACACUCUAUACCCGCAACACGUCUUUUGUGCCCUUCACAUCCUACCCCGAAUCCACCUCGCUCAAACGUCUGAAUCCACGCUCAAAUCCACCCGCGUGCAUAGACCAUGCUGUGCGACGCGUACCGCUGUCUAAACUCAAGACCCAGAAUCAGGAGGAAUUGACGAAGAGGUUCUGUCAGGGGAUCUGGGGCGGGCUGGGCUUUGCAUAUCAGAGGAGGUUCCUGGAGAAGAAGUAUAGGGCCUUGGAAGGAAGGGAGGGACAUCUGUGGGAGAAGAGCGAGUUGAAGGCGAGUGCGUAUGACGAGGGAACGGCAAUUGCGGACCAUUUUGAGGUUGUGGAGAGGGCGUUUGACAAGGUCGUAGUCCGCUGCGGCGACAGUCCCCUAAAGCGUGACCCACGUCCCUCAGAUGGCAUUUUCGAGAUGCAGGUCACAAUAGAGGACCACGAUGCUGUCUUCCAUCUCAAGAGCGUAUUCUUUAAUUCAACGCCCGACGGCACGGUCAAGGCGCAAUUGCCUUGGUGGUUCGACUGGGGCCAUAAGCAAUACACCAAGUUGUGGAUGGAGACGAGUGUCAGAAAGUUGUUGAAAUGA
Molecule: messenger RNA, 660 nt
Organism: Pseudovirgaria hyperparasitica
Lineage: Eukaryota; Fungi; Ascomycota; Dothideomycetes; Acrospermales; Acrospermaceae
Exons: 2
Coding region: 1-660 (219 amino acids)
Source: RefSeq, a predicted model, not a curated record